This is a messenger RNA of Ctenocephalides felis (cat flea), 1071 nucleotides long. Its product is annotated as CD151 antigen. The record is from RefSeq and is a predicted model, not a curated record. Lineage: Eukaryota; Metazoa; Arthropoda; Insecta; Siphonaptera; Pulicidae. Gene Ontology annotation, cellular component: membrane. The coding region runs from base 298 to 1002 and encodes 234 amino acids. The transcript is spliced from 6 exons.
AAAAAUACUCAGGCGUGCGAGUAGUGCUCGGCAGGUUAAGUAAGCGUCAGUUCUGAAAUCAAAUAAAUCAUAACGAAAUAAAUCAGGAUUAUUACCAUACCCAUUAUAAUUUAAUGAUAAUUAUAAUCGGUACAGUUGGGUAAAUGUUUUAUUACAUGUAGUGUAAUUUAAAUUCGAAUGCGAGUGGUUUUGUUCUGAAGUGAAAAGUGAAUCUUGUUCUUGGCGCGAAGUCCUUGUGUAUAUUGGAUCGCGUUAUUGCCCACAGAUUGUCGAAAUUCAACAUAUUGAAGGACCAAGAUGGGCUUCGGCCAAGAGAUGGAAGGAUGUGGCCGCUUUAUGAAAUAUAGCAUGAUUUUGACAAAUGUGUUAAUAUUUCUUGGAGGUGCUUUAUGUUUUGGUCUUGGACUCUGGACAGUGCUAGAUCGAGGAUAUUUGAACGAAUUGCUGGGAUCAAAUUUGUUCGCUGGAGCAGUUUAUGUUUUGCUGGCAACUGGUGCCAUUGCCUGCUGCGCGGCCAUUUUUGGGUGCAUAGGAGCUGCAAAGGAAGUGAAAUGCGUACUAUUAACGUAUUUCAUCAUACUUCUGCUGCUCUUCGUGACUCUGCUGGUUGGAGGAGCUCUGGCCUACGUGUACCGUGAGAAAGCCGAAGCAGCUGUGGAGCAGGAAAUGGUGUCGGCCCUUCGUCUCUAUGGCAACCGUCGCGAGUACACCAGGGCAUGGGACGAAACGCAGCAGAACUUACGAUGCUGCGGUGUCACCAGCUGGAGGGACUGGAAAGAUAGGAUACCAGUUAGCUGUUGCAGGGAGGCGUUUGCUGGACAGAAACUUCCUUGUCAAGAUUCUCCUAGUCGCAAUACCUUGUAUGAGGUUGGGUGCGUCAACGUGACUUCUACUUUUGUGAAGGAGCACAGUGCCAUCGUAGGAGGAGCAGCAGUGGCUGUUGCAGCAAUCAUGAUUUUGGGAAUGAUAUUUUCUUGCUCCUUAUUUAUGAUGAUUGAAUAGAAGAAAGAGUAAAAUGAUUUUCACGAGGUGUUCAAAAAAUUCUUCCGUCCCAGUUCAAUGUACGAAAUU